Glarea lozoyensis ATCC 20868 is the source of this 927-nucleotide messenger RNA. RefSeq names its product (Trans)glycosidase. The transcript is spliced from 3 exons. Gene Ontology annotation, biological process: fungal-type cell wall polysaccharide metabolic process. Gene Ontology annotation, cellular component: fungal-type cell wall. The coding region runs from base 1 to 927 and encodes 308 amino acids. Lineage: Eukaryota; Fungi; Ascomycota; Leotiomycetes; Helotiales; Helotiaceae. The record is from RefSeq and is a predicted model, not a curated record.
AUGCACUUCCAACUCCUCACAGCACUCACCCUCCUCUCCAUCACCACCGCCCUUCCCUCCCAAUCAACACCUCAAGGCCCACCCCAAGCAGGACUUGGUCACCCUCCCUCUUUCACACUCCCAGACGCCGAAGCAGUUCCCGCACUACCAGUCCCAGGCGGUAAACCCGUCUACAACCCAGCUCAAAAUAAGCGAGGCCUUGCAUUUAAUGAUGUGAAAUAUAUUCAAAGUUUCUGGGGCGCCGGCACUAAGGUAAACUGGAUGUACAAUUGGGACUCCCGGAUUCCUACUGGAGCACCAUAUGUCCAGUUUGUUCCUAUGCUUUGGGGUGAUGGACCAGCUCACACCACAAACUGGUUCGGCAACGCCCAAGACUCCAUAAACCGCGGCGCCAACAACAUCCUCGGCUUCAACGAACCGGACCAAUGUUUCAACAGCGGGCAAUCCUGCAUCGGGCCCGAGCAAGCCGCGAACUCGUACCGCAAGUACAUCCAACCUUUCGGCAACCAAGCGUGGCUCGGGUCCCCAGCCAUCACGAACUCGGCGGAUGGCACGCGAUGGAUCACUGCGUUCUUGAAUAACUAUUGCAGGGAUUGCCAGGUGGACUUUGUGAAUAUGCAUUGGUAUGGCGGGACGAAUGCGCAGGAGUUUAUUGGGUGGGUGCAGAUGGUUAAGGGGUUGAUUGGGGGGCGGAGGAUUUGGAUUACGGAGUUCAACGGCGGUGCUUUCACAGGCGCAACUGAAACUCAACAAAUCCAAUUCAUGAAAGAAGUUCUGCCUUGGUUGGAUCGAACUGAUUAUGUUGAGCGAUAUGCUUGGCAUAUGGUUGAUCCUGCUCCGACUUGGACGCAUGGAUCGCUGAGUAAUCUGAAUGGACAGCCUUCAUUGCUGGGUUGGAAUUAUGCUUAUAAUAUUCCUCGCGGAUAG